Messenger RNA from Porites evermanni, 906 nucleotides. The record is from the annotation of a GenBank genome assembly. NCBI's taxonomy places the organism in Eukaryota, Metazoa, Cnidaria, Anthozoa, Scleractinia, Poritidae.
AUGGAAGAGGACGUGGACAUGUUCGACCUGAUGGACGAUGGUUUGAAUGAAUUUUUGGUCGAGAGAGCUAAUCGUUUAGCGUUGGAAAAGAAACCUCUGUUCAAAGCUAAUAUGGUGUUCCUACCAUACCAACGGCAAGGUUUAAAGGGUGCGGUCAAAGAAAGAACAAUUCAGCGUGACGUUUGACCAGCUACGUCCCCCCACGAAGGCGGAAACUUUAGACGAAUGAUUGUACAACGAUAAGGGAUACCAUACUUCAACAAAAGCUCCCUAAUACAACACAAGUACAUCUUAACAUCGAAAGAACAUGGGAAUGGAACCGUUCAAUCUGGAUUGCUGUCUGAUGUGAAAUAUGGUGUUCCCGUCAACGAGUUUGUGAAUAGAGGCGAUUAUGUUCACGUGAUGUUUGAAUCACUUGCCAGAAAAAUGAACAGUGCCCAAAACAUGAAUCCUGCCAUUGGUUUCAAUGCCACUCUCACAUUUAUUACGUACCCUGAAAAAGGCGGAAAAGGUCCAGCGUCGAAGAAUCCCAAAAGGCUUCCAUUUUAUAUGAUGCUUAAGAAAAAAAAAUGCAUGAUCACCAUCAAGAAUCAAGAUGAAUUAUGCUGUGCCCGUGCGUUCUUGAACCGAUCCUACUUUUGUUCUGACUGUUGCAAGGGGUACAAUACAGAAGACGCAGCCAAUCAUUCCUGUAUGAGACGUAACUGUUCAAGCUGUCAACGAACACGUUCGCAGAAGGGUGGUUGUCCAGAUUUUAAACCUGGCAAGAAACGUACCAUUCCCAGCAAAGACUGCCAGCGAGAUUUCUACCGUCAAGACUGCUGUACGAAUCACAAAAUGAAGAAAGGCAAAAAGAAAGUGAGUCUCUGUCAAAAGGACAGAAAAUGUUUGAUUUGCUGCAAAUAG